AUGGCCCAUGAUGGAGCAGUCAUGUGCUUCCAUCCUAACCACGCUAUGUCAUGUCAGCACUAUGUUCAAGAAAUGGAGAAGAUACCACAGCUUUCUCCUGCCAAGAAUGUGGUACCUGCUUCUUUUAACCCUAAUCACAGUGACUCACCCAGUGUUGGCAGGAUUCAUUUACUCCGCAAGGGACUGACUCCAGAACCCUUGCGAUCCCAGCUGGGCAUAUAUAAUAGCACUGGCUCCCUAACCCAGAAGAUAACAAAGAUGAGUAAUCUUGGAAGUGCCAGCUGCCCUAUCUCAGGAAGAGUGACAGCUCCAUGUACUCCAUUAAGAAACAGGUAUCCAAACUCCCCAUGUCCCUCAGGCAACCAAGUUCCCCUGGCAGUCCCAGUCACCGGUGGUCAAAGUUCUGUAGUGACCUUUCGCUUUAUUGAGAAGGCUAAUGUGAAAACUUUAAAUGGCUUCCCACUGAUAGAGUCCAGGAAAGAAAAUGGUUUGAGCAGAAGUUUGGAAUCUGAAGAGGCCUUCCACUUUGAGUCCAACAAGCAAAGAAGCUAUAACAUGAAUGUUCAGACACAAUAUUCCUUACAGCACAAAGUCACAGCAUCCCUGAAUCCUGUUGUUUUGGAUAACAGAGCAAGCUUCAAAGUCCAGACAGAUAAAUCCUCUUUGACCAUUACAGAUGAACAAGAGCCAGUGGUUCUCAGCAGUAGGCAGGAGCAUCUUGGCUUUAAGCCGAAGCCAGAGAUAUCUGCUUCAGAUCCUCUUCUUGCUGGAAACAGGUUCCUUUUAAAUGCACAGCCAUCUUUGUGUUGGAGUAAUGGAAGCCAACUUUCUCUUGGUGCCAGCUGCCCUUCCAAUUCCCUCACCAGUGGGAUGAGCAGCCUGUCUAAUGAUCUCUUGUGGCAUCGAAGGCACCCACAGAGCAGGGAGUCACAGUACCAGGGAAACUUGUGGGCAUAUUCACAAGAAAGCUCUGUCCAUGCCCAGCGUGUUGCCAAGGCCAAGUGGGAAUUUUUCUAUGGCUCAAUGGAACCUUCCAAGACAGGGAUGCCAUCUCAGAAUGCACUUGAUCCUUCACCUCAGCUCCUUGGGAAAUCCACCCUCUCAGUGCAACAAAAACCAGAUCAGAUGAGGCCAGAACACAGUCUGUGUCAUGUAGAGGUAGAAAUUGAGAUGACUCCAUCAGGUAGUACAAAACUUGGAAACUAUGAAACUGGAAUAAUCCGCAGAACAGUGAAGUAUUCAGAGACUGAUCUGGACUCUGUCCCCUUGAGAUGCUACCAUGAAACAAAUAUUGAUGAUAUUUUGGCUGAGAAAGAAGAAGUGGAUUCAGCCAUUGAGAGCCAAAAGGACAGUGAGAGCAAUCUUAGUUCCAUGGGAGUCCCAAGGAAAGGAAACAUCAUUCCAAAUGAACUCUGUAUUCACCAUGCCAUGGAAGAGGAUGGCAAAUAUUUAGACAACAAGAAUCAGGGCAAUAAAGAUGAUGAAAUAUUUGAAGCCACGGUACAUCACCAGGAGAGGAUCAUCAACAGAAAUUCUCAGUUACUCAAGUCUCCUGUGCCCUUCCUCUUUGGGCAGAGCCUAUCCAAGGACGGUAUGGAUUCAUUCAGCAGGCAUUUUGAGAGCAUAAUGGAGUCACAUCGAGCCAAAGGAACCUCUUAUACCAGCCUAGAUUCCAUUGAUAUCCUGUCCUCCCCAACUCAUACGCAAAGUGGAACUGUCUUCACCUUUGAUCUUCCUACUUUUACCCCAGAAAUUCAGGAGGAAAUUCAAGACAGUGCUAAACUCACUGAGCAGAAUUUUGCCCCUCUAGCUCUUCUGGAGCCAGAUUCUGGAACCAGUUCUGCCACAGAUGUUCCUUGGGCUGAACAGGAAGAGGAAGCAAGACAAAAAUGGAAAAGUAGCUUGCAGAGUCCCUGCCAUUCAGAGGACAGUUUAGGAAUUCCUCUGACCUCCAUCAUAAGCAAGCAUCAUCUCAGUCAGCUGGUCUCUGACUCGGAUUCUGAAGUGGACAGCACAGAGCAACUAGCCCUGGGUAGUACUGACACUCUUUCUAGUGGGCAUAAUGCUGAUCUAGAGGCUGCUAAGCGCCUGGCAAAAAGGCUGUACAACUUGGAUGGUUUCAAAAAAGCAGAUGUAGCUCGUCACCUGGGAAAGAAGUAUAGUAAUGAUUUCAGUAAGAUGGUGGCAGGGGAGUACCUCAAGUUCUUUGAAUUCACUGGAAUGAGCCUGGAUCAAGCUCUUAGGUCUUUUCUGAAGGAGCUGGCCCUCAUGGGAGAAACUCAAGAGCGGGAGCGGGUCCUAGCUCAUUUUUCACAACGUUAUUAUGAGUGCAAUCCCAAAGCCAUCUCUUCUGAGGAUGGAGCCCACACUCUGGCUUGUGCCUUGAUGCUCUUAAAUACAGACCUUCAUGGACACAACAUUGGGAAGCGAAUGUCUUGCUCAGAUUUCAUUGGGAACCUGGAAGGACUCAAUCAAGGUAGUGAUUUCCCUCGAGAACUACUCAAGGCUGUAUAUAGUUCUAUCAAGAAUGAAAAGCUACAAUGGGCCAUAGAUGAAGAAGAGCUGCGAAAGUCCCUUUCAGAACUGGCAGACCCCAACUCAAAGUCCAUCAAACGCAUCAGCAGCUGCAGCAACCCUUUCUUGGACUUCUCACAGGAUCCCAGCAUUGCUAUGUACAAGCACGGUCUUCUGGUGCGCAAGAGCCAUGCUGAGCCAGAUUGCAAAAAGAGUACGUGUGACAGUAGUAGCAUGUGUGUGAGUGGAGGGAGAGGAGCAGGAGGGCAUUGGGGGUGCUCACUCUUUCUUGGAGGUUCCAAAAAGGAUAAUUCCUCUUUGCCAGGCUGA
Molecule: messenger RNA, 2844 nt
Organism: Python bivittatus (Burmese python)
Lineage: Eukaryota; Metazoa; Chordata; Lepidosauria; Squamata; Pythonidae
Source: RefSeq, a predicted model, not a curated record